Messenger RNA from Rhipicephalus sanguineus (brown dog tick), 726 nucleotides. RefSeq lists its product as uncharacterized. NCBI's taxonomy places the organism in Eukaryota, Metazoa, Arthropoda, Arachnida, Ixodida, Ixodidae. The transcript has 3 exons. The record is from RefSeq and is a predicted model, not a curated record. The coding region runs from base 1 to 726 and encodes 241 amino acids.
AUGGACUUGACAUCAACAACUACCAAGAAAAGCCGCCUGGAGGGACAUCAGUCCUCAUCCUCAAAGAAACCAGCCACCGCCAUCAAAAGGCCUGCACAGGACAAGUGGAAGACCUUCUUUGAGGAAAUUAAGAAGGCUGGCAAAUAUUCUGCAGUGCUGUCAUUAAAAAAUGACUAUUGUGAAGAAUUCAUACCAGUGCAAGUGAAGCACUCCACGGCUCUUCUGGGGAACUUGGCAAGAGACAAGCCGUUGUCAAGGGAUGCGAGGCUGGAGGAGUGCAAAAUGUUUUCCCAGGCACAUGUUGUAGAGCUGAAGGUCUGUGAAGAUGUUGAAGCAGUUACCAAAGAUCAGUCGGCCUCAGCAACGUGGUUCGCCUUCAGAGCGGGCCGUGUCACAGCAUCGACGGCCCAUGCGGCUUGUCGGACGUCUUUAACUCAGCCAUCUGUGAGCCUCGUGAAGAAGAUUUGUGACCCAGAGGACAAGCUCCUUUUCAAGACCUGGACACCGCCAGAGAGCGAAAACGUGCUUGGAAACGUGCUUGGAGACACUUCUGAUGACGAAGCACUGCAGUACUGCUAUCGUGGUGGUCCAGAGUCCGGUGACAUGGUGGAAUGUAGUGGCCAGGACUGCAAGGGCAAAUGGUUUCACUUUGGGUGUGCCAACCUGAAGCGUCGUCCUAAAGCAAAGGCUUGGUUUUGCAGGGACUUCAAGCCUCGCAAGAAGUAA